Molecule: messenger RNA, 1061 nt
Organism: Brassica napus (rape)
Lineage: Eukaryota; Viridiplantae; Streptophyta; Magnoliopsida; Brassicales; Brassicaceae
Product: ADP-ribosylation factor-like protein 8a
Exons: 6
Coding region: 288-842 (184 amino acids)
Biological process (GO): protein transport
Molecular function (GO): GTPase activity; GTP binding
Source: RefSeq, a predicted model, not a curated record
AUGUUCGGUCUACCGACCAAACAGCAGAUAAAUAAAACGCUUAGAAGAUCGAAACCGUUGAUUAAAAAGGAACAGAAUUAAAAAUUUAAACGGUCUAGAUCUCGUGGCUUUGACUCUUUUUUAGUUUGCCGUCUCUCUCUCUCUCAAUCAUUAGUAAGCGACGGAGGAGGAGGAGGAGAAGAAGAAGCUUCUGACCUCUCAAAAGAGAUCCGUGACGAGAGUUGUUGGCAGGCGGAUCUGACAUCUGUUUCAGAAUCUCUGCCUGAGCUCUUCAGUGAAUCAAUUCAAUGGGUUUAUGGGAAGCUUUCCUCAAUUGGCUUCGUAGCCUCUUCUUCAAGCAAGAAAUGGAGCUUUCUUUGAUAGGGCUUCAGAAUGCAGGAAAGACAUCACUUGUCAAUGUUGUUGCAACUGGUGGUUAUAGUGAGGACAUGAUUCCUACGGUGGGUUUUAACAUGAGGAAAGUGACAAAAGGAAAUGUUACAAUCAAGCUAUGGGAUCUUGGUGGUCAACCUAGAUUCCGCAGUAUGUGGGAACGUUAUUGCCGCGCUGUUUCCGCUAUUGUGUAUGUAGUUGAUGCUGCGGAUCCUGACAACCUAAGUGUCUCCAAAAGCGAACUCCAUGAUUUGUUGAGCAAGACUUCUCUCAACGGUAUCCCUCUUCUGGUUCUUGGGAACAAGAUCGACAAACCUGGAGCUCUCUCUAAAGAAGCCUUAACCCACGAAAUGGAGCUUCAGUCGCUUACGGAUAGAGAAGUUUGCUGUUUCAUGAUAUCUUGCAAGAACUCUACCAACAUUGAUCAGGUCAUUGAUUGGCUGGUAAAGCAUUCCAAAUCAAAGAACUAAAACUUCACACAUUCUCUCUUCUUAGUCUUCUUCAUGUAUUGUGUGCCUGCGUGACAAUGAUGAUGGUUGAAGAGUUUGUCUCUAUUUUCUUGUCUCUGCUGCUGGUCCAGUCUUGUCUCUGUAUAUUAGAUGUGGAUUGUAUUCUAUUCUAAACCAUUUGCAAUUUUGGAAACUCAAAAACAAAAAAUGUUUCAAAAGCUUUGAUUUGUUUCCUUCAAA